AUGUUCUGCGCGUUGGCCUGGGCUGUUCUUCCCUUGGCAGUGGGCGCUAUCUCUGACCCGGACUGGGAGGCCUUCAAGCACAAGUAUCAGAAGAGCUAUUCCAGCAAGGGCGAGGAAAGAGCCCGCUACCAAGUCUUCAAGGCCACGCAGGAACGAGUCGAUCACCUGAACAAGCUGAAUGGCGAGCCGGCCUUCGGCAUCACCUGGAUGGCGGACCGUUAUGAGGAGGAGAAGUACAAGAGGGGCCACCGCAAGCCCAAGGGCUUCGUCCCCGUGGCCCCGGUGCGAAACUUCUCCGAUGCCGUGUCGGCCAAGGCUGUUGACUGGCGACUUACCGAGGCCGUGACGCCCAUCAAGAAUCAAGGGCAAUGCGGCUCCUGCUGGGCCUUCAGCGCAACGGAAGCCAUCGAGUCCCAGCUGAUCCUGGCCUCCGGCGGCAGGUACGACAUUGCGCUGUCUCCCCAACAGAUCACCAGCUGCGCACCCAGCACCGGAACAUACGGCUGCCAAGGAUGCAAUGGGGGCUUCACGGAGGGUGCCUACGAAUAUCUCAAGACCGCGCCGGGCCUAGCCAACAGCUUCUACAUCCCUUACCAGCAGAGCCUCACCGAGUCGACCGACACAGUCGCCUGCCCCAAGGAGAAAGUGGCGGCCAUGGACGGCCCUUACAUGCAGCUGUCAGGCGGCUAUGCAGCCGUCACAGGCUACAGCUACGCCGUGAAGCCCUGCACUGAGGGGAGCUGUGAAAAUCAGGACCUCAAGGGAUUGGCCGCUGCAUUGGAGCAAUCUCCCAUCUCCGUGUGCGUCAACGCAGGUGUCUGGAACGAUUACACCGGUGGUGUUUUGUCGUCGGCAGCAUGCGGUCCGAUGGGCGCGGCGUAUCAGGACCACUGCGUGAUGGCCGUCGGCUUCAACGCCACGGCUCCUAAGCCAUACUGGAUCGUGCGUAAUUCUUGGGCAUCGACCUGGGGUAUGCAGGGCUACAUCUACCUGGAGAUGGCCAAGAACACCUGUGGCGUCGCCGAUGAUGCAACGAUCCCCGAGGUCAAAGUGGACCUCUCAGAGGAGGAGGCGCGGGAUGCCGCCGCCCGGCGGGCGGCGAUGUUCCGCCGUGCUAGCACCGGGUCGGCCACGGCCACCAGGGAGGAGCCCUUGGUUGUCUGA
Symbiodinium necroappetens is the source of this 1164-nucleotide messenger RNA. The record is from the annotation of a GenBank genome assembly. Lineage: Eukaryota; Dinophyceae; Suessiales; Symbiodiniaceae.